Phytophthora nicotianae INRA-310 is the source of this 4629-nucleotide messenger RNA. RefSeq lists its product as hypothetical. The record is from RefSeq and is a predicted model, not a curated record. The transcript has a single exon. Lineage: Eukaryota; Oomycota; Peronosporomycetes; Peronosporales; Peronosporaceae. Gene Ontology annotation, molecular function: ATP hydrolysis activity; magnesium ion binding; ATPase-coupled intramembrane lipid carrier activity. Gene Ontology annotation, biological process: phospholipid translocation. Gene Ontology annotation, cellular component: plasma membrane. Bases 191 to 4366 code for a protein of 1391 amino acids.
GUCAAGACAGUGUAGCCAGUCCAGAGCGAGUCUAUUUUGCGCCGCUCUCCCCCGCAGUCUGGUCCCAUUUGCAUUCCGUCGUCACAAAUAGACCCGCCGUGACUUGUGGCGGCGCUCGCCUUGGGACUCCUCCAGCACCCAGCACAGCAGCAUAGAAUAGCUUUAUAAGCCUUUGGAACAGGACGCGCUCAUGGCUGCCAAGCGCAGCACGUCGCGCAUCUUCCGCGGCUCGCGGGUGGAGGACCAGGUGGCGCUGUGCUCCAGCGUCGCGCCCGCACGCGACGAUCCCGCGCUGUCGGACCAAAGCGACAACGUUUUAGGCUCCAGUACCAGCGGUUACAACACUCUGGGCAGUCCAGCACUGCUCCAGUCUCCCAGACAGACACGACGCACGAGCCAACAGACGAAAGAGCAGCUUCUGGACGAGGACGAACUCGUGGACUACGCGUCCCAGAGCACGCCCGCAUCUUCAGGUAGUGGCGCACCAGGAGCAGCGACAGCAGCCCCAGGCCCAGAGGAGACACUGCGAGAGGUCUAUUUCAACUAUGCACCUGGCAACGCUGUGUUCGACAAAUGCUCGAACGUCGUGGUGACGUCCAAGUACAACUUGGCCACUUUUUUCCCUAAAUUUCUCAAGGAAAGCUUCACUAAGGUGGCCAAUUUCUUCUUCCUCAUGGUCUGCGUGCUGCAGAGUAUCCCUAGUAUCAGUAACACGUACGGCUACCCGACCAACGCGCCGGUCUUGUUCUUCGUCAUCUCGAUCGACGCCGUGUUCGCCGUCAUGGAGGAUUUACGACGCCACAAAUCGGAUAAUGAGGCCAACUCGGCCAUAUGCCACGUAAUCCAGGACGGUCAGGUCGUGGACAGGAAGUGGGCGGACAUUAAAGUCGGAGAUUUCCUACAGAUCCGCAACCGGGAAGUCAUCCCGGCCGACGUGCUGGUGCUCGCCGUGUCAGAGCCCGUGGGCGAGCCGCCCAGCGGCAUCUGCUACGUCGAGACCAAGAGUCUGGACGGCGAGACGAACCUCAAGCUGCGCCAGGCGGUGGCCGCGACCAUGAGCUCGCUCGCGAACGCCGCCGAGCUGGCGCUGCUGCGCGGCGUCGUUAAGUGCGAACAGCCCAAUCCGCACAUCAAUAAGUUCGCAGGCAAAGUGGAGGUCACAGUGGGCGACGGUUGCGGCGUGGAGGUGAUGCCGUUAUCAGUUAAGAACGUGCUGUUACGAGGUUGCAAUCUGCGCAAUACCGACUGGGUUUUUGGACUAGUGUUGAAUACCGGUAACGAUACCAAGAUCAUGCAGAGUGCCAGUGCCGCUCCGUCCAAAUGGAGCGACUUGAUGCUGAAUAUCAACCGGAUGAUCGUCAUUCUGUGUCUGGGGCUGUUUGUCGCCUGCGCCAUGGCUGCAACCUGCUACAUUACGUGGCAGUACGACAUUGUACGCAACGCGUGGUACAUUCAACUGACGGAAACCGAGAGGAACCGCACGCGUCUCGUGGCGUUUAUCCAGAUGUUGUUCUACUAUUUCUUGCUGUUGUAUCAGGUGAUCCCCAUCUCGCUCUAUGUGUCCAUGACAAGUGUCAAAUUCUUACAGUCGCGCUUCAUGUCGUGGGACCUCGAAAUGUACCAUGCUGAAACGGACACACCUGCCAUCGUCCGGACGAUGGAGCUGAACGAAGAACUGGGCCAGAUCUCGUACGUUUUCAGUGACAAAACUGGUACACUUACGUGCAACAUCAUGGAGUUCCGUAAGUGUUCCAUAAACGGUAUUUCGUACGGCUCCGGUAUCACGGAAAUCGGUCGUGCCGCACUGGUUCGAGCUGGUAAACCGAUCCCGCCAGAGCCUAAACUGGACCCGAGUAUCAAGAAGAUUCCGUUCGUGAAUUUCGUGGAUAAAUCUCUAUUUGACAGUAUGAAAGGUAGUGCAGGAGAAGAGCAGAAGGAGAAGAUCAUGCAGUUUUUCGAACAUCUCGCAGUGUGCCACACUGUGAUCCCAGAGAAGCUCGAAUCCGGCGAAGUUCGACUAUCCGCGUCGUCUCCUGAUGAACAGGCUCUUGUGGCAGGUGCAGCCUUUGCAGGGUUCAAGUUUGAGAGUCGUAGUGUUGGUACAGCGAUGGUGGAGGUUCUGGGACAACGUGUGACCUACGAAGUGCUGGACGUGCUCGAAUUCAACAGUACGCGUAAGCGUAUGUCCGUCGUGGUGCGUAAACCCAGCGGAGAGUUACUUCUGUACACGAAAGGAGCCGAUAUGAUGAUCUAUCAGCGUUUAAAAGACGACCCGGCGAUGCUCAAACUCAAAAACAUCACACGAGAUCACAUGGAAAAAUACGCAGACGAUGGAUUACGAACACUGGCGCUUGCAGUCAAGAAGCUGGACGAGCGUUGGUUCCAGCAGUGGAAGAUGCGGUUCGACGAUGUACAGGGUAACGUGGCUGAGAUUGAUCGACGAAAAGACGGUAAACCGAACGCUAUCGACGACCUGAUGGAGGAGAUUGAAGAAGGUCUGGAGCUUAUUGGGGCCACAGCUAUCGAAGACAAACUUCAGGACGGAGUACCGCAGUGUCUGGCUAACUUGACGCGGGCGGGUAUUAAAGUGUGGAUGCUUACAGGCGACAAGGAAGAAACGGCUAUCAACAUCUCGUACGCCUGUUCUCUGCUUGACAACUCGAUCCAACAGGUCAUAGUGAACGCCACUACAUGUCCAGACGAGGCAGCGAUCCGUGCAAAACUGAAUGCUGCAGCCAGAGAGUUUUUAGACAGUGCCAAGGGGAUGGCAGGUGGCAGUGAGAAGGAGAUCUCGUUGAUUAUCGACGGCGAAGCACUGGAAAUGGCUCUGCGACCAGGAACGGCGCCACACUUGUUGUCCUUUGCGAAGCUGUGUCGCGCCGUGAUCUGUAACCGAGUGUCUCCUGCUCAGAAGGCAGAGAUGGUCAAGCUGGUCAGAGAUAACAUCACAACAGUACGGACACUAGCGAUUGGCGAUGGAGCUAACGAUGUAGCCAUGAUUCAAGCUGCUCACGUGGGUGUGGGUAUCUCAGGACAGGAAGGAAUGCAGGCUGUCAACUCUAGUGACUACGCUAUCGCCCAGUUCCGCUUCCUGGAGCGAUUACUAUUGGUUCACGGACGUUGGAACUACAUUCGUAUCUCGAAACUGGUACUCUACAUGUUCUACAAGAACAUCACGCUAGUACUGGCGCAAUACUGGUACGGCUAUCUGUCCGGCGCUUCUGGCUCGAAAAUGUACUGGGAGAUCGGCGUCCAGCUGUACAACAUCGCAUUCACAGGUCUCCCUAUCGUGGUCGUGGGUGUUCUGGACAAGGACCUACCAGCUCCAUUCAGUAUCGAAUAUCCAGACUUAUACCGUCGGGGACCGGAGCGCUUCUUCUUCAACAUGUACACGUUCUGCCGCUGGAUCGCAGCAGCCUUCUAUGAAUCUUUGAUCAUCUUCGUGGUCAUGUCAUAUGGCUUCAAUGCAUCGGAGAAAGGGGCAGGCAGUGAGUCCCGUGUGGAGUUCGGUAUGGUCGCGUUUUCACUAACUGUUCUCAUCGUGAACAUCAAGAUCUGGAUGAUCGCAGACCGAUGGACGGUGCUGUCGUUCUCGCUCUGGUUCGGUAGUGUCAUGUCGUGGUUCGCCUUCGCUGCUAUUGGAACGGAAACGCCCUACUUUGCCACAUUUAAGAUUGGAUACGACGAGUUCGGUGCGUUUGCCCCCACUGCCAAAACGUGGGGGUAUUUCCUGGUCCUCAUCAUGGGAUGUUCACUGGCUCUUGGACGGCACAUCGCGUACAAUCUGUACCAGCGGACAUUCCAUCCGGAUCUGGCUCAACUUCUACAGGAGUCCAUGGGUGGAGGUUCGCAACGCAAAUACCAGCGACGUCUGACUAUUAACCACAUGGAAGAACAGACACUGUCCAUGUCGUUGGAUGAUGUUCACACUACCGGUUAUUUGAGCGACUUUGGCCACUCGGACGCUGAGAUUCUCAAGGCUCAACACCCACAGAGCUUCGCAGCGACACUGUAUGAACAGCAACCCAAGAAGAGCGGGUCAAAUGUUGGUACAUCUACGCUCCAGUCGACGAACUCGAAUAUUACCGACAGUUACUCGGCCAGUGUAUUCAGCGAAUCGAUCUCAGAGGACGCGACGUGGGAACGAGUACCGCCCAAGAUGCUUCGCGCGACCACAGGCCGUCGCAACACUGGCUUUGCCUUUAGUUGCGACGAGGAGACGACGUUGGCCGAGUCGUACAUCGCCUCGAACUCGUUGCCACGCUCGGACGCCAUCUCGACUGCCAUGCGCAACUCCUCGACUAGUUCAACAGGAGGCACCAGCGCGCGUCGCGUCUCCAUGGGCCGCGUGCGCUUGCUGUCUUAGAACGGCGUAUUCUAACCUAAAAUCCUGCAGAAUGCAGGCUACAUCGCUCGAAAGUUCCGACAACUGGCCACGAAACAACUCGUUUUCUAGCUCGACAUGGACCCAAGCACCGCACGUGCUGUGAUUGCCACCAGUAGAGCACUGUAUUUAAGAGUGAUCUGGCCAAGAUAAGGAACAAUGCUUGUCUUUCUUGUGGAGUGUUAUCCUUUUUUUUUUCUGGGUGUGAUGGUCGUGAAGUUGCCUUUUUCAAUACAACAAAGCGC